AUGUUUCGAAUUGUUAGGAGUUUGCUGACAUUUCAGGUAUUUUUUUGUUUGAAUUUUGAGAAAAUCUGGGAUUUUAGGCCUAUUUUCCAGGCUCAAAAUCAACAGUUUCGACACUUUUCGUCGCCCAAAAAUCGCUCAAAAUUCGCGCGAAAAUCACGGAAUUUCGAGCCGAAAAUUGUGCCAAAUUUGGAGCCAAAAUUGGAAGAAAUUGAGGUUUUUUAUCCGCCCGAUGAUUUGGAUCCGAAAAAAUCAAUGUUGCCGAGGAUUUGUGAGGAGUUGAAGGUUUGUGCGGCGAAAUUGCAGAAGGGGCGGGGCUUGGGGGAAAAACGUGCGGCAGAAUGGCAACUGAAACUUUUUUCUUUUGAAAAACCUAAUUCAAAUUGCCACGUGGAUGUGAAAUUUCAAAAAAAAAUUUUUUUGCCGCUCAAAAAUGCCACGUGUUUUUUCUAUUGAAAAAAUCUUAGAAUUUUUUCACGCUUCAGAAUCAGAUUUUUUUUGUCAAAUCAAAAAAUUCAAAAAAAUUUUGGCGCUCAAAAAUGCCACGUGUCAUUUUUUGUUAAAAAUUCUGGCGCCAAAACUACAAUUUCAAAAAAUAUUCAAAUUUUGGCGCCAAAAAAAUCCCCCAAUACUUUUUUACAGCAAAAAAGUUCGCAUAACUUCAUUCUUCCCGCCUCGAAUUCUUAUCUUUUCGAUCAAAUCGUCGUCAAUUUAGAAGAACUCAUCAAUAAACACGGUAUCUUCUUUUUUUUUGGCUGAAAUUUUUGCGUCUGGAAAUGUUGUUCAAGGCGAAAAAAUGAUUGAUUGAUUGAUAACUAGUGAUUUCCAGGCGUUCGCCCCGAAUUCGUUCUCGACGCCUUCCUUAAAAAUCCGCGUCUUUUCCGAUGUUUUAUCGAUUUUCCGGAAGAAAGUCUGAAAAUUUGCCGAGUUUUGGUCGAAUUUGCCAAUUUUUCCAUGGAGGAUUCGAUGAGGAUUUUGGCAUUGUGAGUUUUUUUUGAGAUGAAAAAAAAUGAAAAUUCAAGAUUUUUGGGCCUAAAAACAUGAAAUUCUACAUAGAAAUUCAAAUUUCCCAGUUUUCCCGCUCAAAAAUUCCACGUGUCAUUUUUUAGCUAAUUGUAAAAAUUUUGGCGCCAAAACUACAAUUUCAAAUAUUCAAAUUCUGGCGCCAAAAAAAAUCCCCAAUAUAUUUUAAAAAUUCUGGAAAAAUUUGCCGAGUUUUGGUCGAAUUUGCCAAUUUUUCCGUGGAUGAUUCAAUGAGGAUUUUGGCAUUGUGAGUUUUUGAAAUGAAAAAAAAAAUGAAAAUUCAAGAUUUUUGGGUCCAAAAACAUGAAAUUCUACAUAGAAAUUCAAAUUUCCCAGUUUUCCCGCUUUAUUCUCAAUAGAGCGCAUUUCCAAUUUUUUCCCAAAUAUGCGAAAAUUUCAAUUUUUCACCUCAAAAUUUUCGAAGUUUCUCAUUUUCCCGCCAAUUUUUCUCAAUAGAGCGCAUUUUCAAUUUUCCCCCAAAUAUGUGAAAAAUUUCAAUUUUUCACCUCAAAAUUUUUGAAUUCUCUCAUUUUCCCGCCUAUUUUCUCCCGAAAAAAUCGAUUUUUCAUUCAUUUUUCCUUGUCUGAAAGAAGGUGUCAAUCAAAAUUUCAUUAUCAAUUUUUGUUUCUGCCACCGUCUCCAACAUUUUUGCCCCCUUUUUUUCCCGAAAAAAUUUUAAUCCAUUUUUUUUGGCUGAAAAUUAUAGUAUAUUAUUUUUAUUAUCAUUAUGAUGACUGCUGAUAAGAAAGAAUUAUCUUUAUUUUAUUUUUUCUACUGAUUAAUCCGUAUACAUUUUUUUCCUGAAGCCCUUUUUUGUGACGUAGUUUUUCUAGGGAUUUAACAUUUCGAUGUCCAAAAAUUUCCACGUGGCAACAUUUUUGAGCACCAAAAUUUAGUUCUUUUGAAUUCAAUUUUUCGGCGUCUGAAAAUUGCCAAGUGUUAUUUUUUCAAAAUUCAAAAAAUCCUGCCACGUGGCAAAUUUCGCUCUAUUGAAAUGUGUAUUCAAAAAAAAUCCCAUAAAUUCUCGCUUGCGCAACACACACAGAAACAAAUUGGACACCUGGCCCAAAACAAAAAAAGUUUUGGCGCCCAAAAAAAAAUUUCGCAAUCUUUUUGGGUUUUUUAUGGGUUUAGCUAUGAUUUCUCUUGAAAAUCCCGAUUUUUUUUGCAUUUUUCAUGAUUUUAAAUAGUUUUUCUAUAAUUUUAAUGAAAUUCCGCAUUUUUGAGCCUAGAAUUGCUCAUUUUCACUCAUUUCCUCCCCGAAAUUUUUUUUAAUUUUAGGCCUAGAGCACAACAAGUUGUUGUUGUUGUUUCUCCAUCGGCUCUUUUCUCUUUUGAGCCAGUCACCGCGCGGCUGUGCUCUUUUCCCCCUCUUCAGCCAUUUUCAGCGUUUUCUUUUGGUUUAGUUGGUCAGACGGAAAAGUUCGUGUUCUUCUUCAUGUUCUUGUAUAUACUACUACGACUACAUUUAUUUUCUCUUUUUCCUUUUUUUCGUUGAAACGAACAGCUGCGAGUUUUAUUAGCCCAAUUUUGGCGGGUUUUUGAGGAGUUGGAGGUCCUUUUUCUCUCGAUUGAGCUUAAAAUUAGGAUUUUCCGAGCUUGAACUUCAUCUUUUGGUUCUAGAUUGUGGAUCUUUAGCUCCAGAAGCUAUUUAGAUAGCUUUGGAGUGGAAAUUUUGAUUUUUCAUCGAUUUUCGUCUGAAAUUAUAGUUUAGAACUCUAAAAUCAACAUUUUCUGAAGAAUUUUCAGCCCUAGGAAUUUGAAUAUUCGAAGUUACGUUAAGUCCGAGGAUUUUCGAACCGAGAAGCUGAAAUUUCAGAUUUUAUGCUGAAAACCAAGCUUUUCCAUCCUUGGAACUGGAAUUUUGAAAUGUUCCUCAAGCGUUACGUCAAUUUCGAACCCUGGAACUUGAAAUUUUAGUCUUAGCUCGUUUUUCAGCGGUUCUAAGUCUGAAAUUCGGGCUGUUCACUGUCAGAAGUGAAAUUUCAGUCAAAUUUUCGAGAAAAAUCGAUUCUGAUAGAAAUUUUCGUGAUUUUCUUCCAAAAAUCAUGUAUUUCCGCUCAUUUUCAUCCAAUUUUCAGACCAGAAAAUCAAUCUGAAAAUGAUGUGAACGUGUUCUUUUUUCAUUAAUAAUAAUCAUCCAAAAGAAAAGGAAAGGUGAUAAGAACAACACACUUUUUAUUUACCAAUGAUUUUUUUGUGGUUUGCCGUCUGAAAGUCUCAUUGGAGACCUGGAUUUUCGAGUUUUUCGUGGAUUUUUGGCCUAGAAAAGUGAUUUUUGGUGGAUUCUAGGCCAUUCUGAGUCUGGUGGCCUAGAAACCAAAUUCUGUCGGAUCUUAGGCCAUGGUUUUGGUUUCUGUGUCCGGUGGCCUAGAAAAUAUAUUUUUGGUUUUCUAGGCCAGCGUUUAAAUUAUUCUGAAAAAUCUUAGUUUUCAUGAAGUUUAUUAAUUGCUUGGUUUCUGAGUCCGGUGGCCUAGAAAAUUUUUUUUUUUUUGGAUUUCUAGGCCAUCGUCUAAAUUCUCUUAUAAUUAGUUUUCAUGUGAAUUUUAUCAAUUUUUUUUUCAGAUUCCCCGAUGAUUUGCUCAAACACGGCGCCACAAACUGCGCGGAAAACAUUCAAUCAAUAUCCGCUUGCGGUCUUUCCGCGCCUCGCCAAAUCCAUUCGAUGAUCAAACGAUGUCCGCCGCUGAUUUUUGCGCGAGAUCCGCAAGAGAUGCGCAAGGUUGCGCAUGAGUUGGGAGCAUUUUUCAGCCGGAAACAGGUGGGGUUUUGAGGGAAGAGAAAUUUUCAGUUGAAAAUUCAAAAAAUCAACAAAAUCCUACUGUAGAUCGCUAUGGGACCCAAAAAAUUUAGGAGUACUGUAGUGCCACGUCAAACACGUGAUCUUCGGGUUUUUCCGAACUUUUAUAUCGUCUUUCGAAGGCUUUUCGUUUUGAUGGUUUGAUUCGCUCGAAUUUUCGUUCCUGAAAUUGAAUUUAGGUCAAAUUUUGGUGCCAAAUUUGAAUUUCGCGCCAAAAAUCAACCUUGGGGGCUAUUUUUAACGCUAAACUCGAAUUUCGCACGUAAAAAGCUAUUAGGUCAAUUUCUGGAGCUCAAAACUCACCUUAUGCUCAUUUUCCUCCAAUUUUCCCAUCAAUGACUUUUGCGACCUGAAAAAUAGGGGAUUUUUGGAGGAAAAUUUGAAGUUUUGGGUUAAAACUUGGAAAUCUUACUGUAAAAUUUGAAAAUUCGAAAUUUACGUCAAAAAUUGAUCCAGAAAAUGAUGAUUUUCAGAAAUUCUGGAAUUUUUUGAGUCCCCGAAGUUCCCGGGUCGAAAUUCCACAUAGAUUUCAAAUUUUCAGGUUUCAGAGCUCAAAAUUUGGCUCUAAAACUAGAAAAUUUGAAUUUUACGUGAAAAAUUGAGUCCAGAACUUCAGAUUCAACUAAAUUUUCAAAAAAUUAAAAUCCAGAAGUUCCUAACUAAAAUUUGAUGUAAAUUUCGAAUUUUAAGGUCCUGGAGCUCAAAAUUCGGCUCCAAAACUAGAAAAUUUGAAUUUUAGGUGAUUUUAAAAUUGAGCCUAAAACUUGUGAUUUAACUAAAUUUCCAAAAUGUUGAAAAAAUUCAAAUCCAGAAGUUCCUAGGUCAAAAUUCCACGUAGAUUUCAAAUUUUCAGGUUUCAGAGCUCAAAAUUCGGCUCUAAAACUAGAAAAUUCCAGCCAAAAAUAGUUUUUUUUCAGUCAUCUCAAUUGAUUCUAAAAUGCCCCGAAGUUUUGCUGAAACCCAUCGAAGAAAUCGAGGAAAAAUAUGAAUAUGUAUUCUAUCAGGUAACCUUUUUGUCAUUUCUGAAAUUUUGCUGAAAAUCCCACGAAUUUUCAGAUGGGAGCCGAACCCGAUGAAUUAUCCGAAUGCAAAUCGUGGAUCGAAGAAUUGAGCUGGGAAAAUCUGAAAAAUCGCCACACAUUUUUGCAAAAAACUGGAAAAUAUUCGAUGCCUGAUCCAAAACGACCACAAAUUCGACUCGAAAAUCCGAAAAUGUUUAGAAUUAUUGACUCGAGUGAUGAGGAUUUCUCGCAAAAUGUGGGAUUUUGGGAGAAUUUUUGAACUCUGAAACCUGAAAAUUCGAAAUCUACGUGGAAUAUUGAUCUAGGAACUUCAGGGACUCAAAAAAUUCCAGAAUUUCUGAAAAUCAUCAUUUUCUGGAUCAAUUUUUUACGUAAAUUUCGAAUUUUCAAAUUUUAGAGCCGAAUUUUGAGCUCUGAAACCUGAAAAUUUGGAUUCUAGGGAAAAUUUCGACCCGGGAACAUCAGGGACUCAAAAACUUCCAGAAUUUCUGAAAAUCAUCAUUUUCUGGACCAUUUUUUCACGUAAAUUUCGAAUUUCUUAGUUUUAGAGGCGAAUUUUGAGCUCUAGGACCUGAAAAUUUGAAAUCUACGUGGAAUUUUGACCUAGGAAUUUUGAGUGUUGGAUUUUUUUCAACAUUUUGGAAAUUUAGUUGAAUCUCAAGUUCUUGGCUCAAUUUUUCACGUAAAAUUCAAAUUUUCUAGUUUUACAGUCAGAUUUCCAAGUUUUAACCCCAAACUUUAAAUUUUCCUCCAAAAAUCCCAUUUUUUCAGGUCGCCAAAGUUAGUUUGGAAGAAUGGAUGGUUUAUCAAACAUUGAUGGGAAAAUUGGAGGAAAAUGAGCAUAAGGUGAGAAGUUUUGAGCGCCAGAAAUUCAUCUAGGAGCUUUUUAGGUGCGAAAUUCGAGUUUAGCGUCAAAAAUAGCCCCCAGGGUUGAUUUUUGGCGCGAAAUUCAAAUUUGGCGCCAAAAUUUGACCUAAAUUUAAUUUCAGGAACGAAAAUUCGAGCGAAUCAAACCAUCAAAACGAAAAGCUUUCGAAAGACGAUAUAAAAGUUCGGAAAAACCCGAAGAUCACGUGUUUGACGUGGCACUACAGUACUCUUAGAUUUUUAGGGUCUCAUAGCGAUCUACAGUAGGAUUUUGUUGAUUUUUUGUUAUAAAAAUUUUUUUUUCAAUUUUUUUGUGGAAUUUUUUUUCUAUGGUUUUUAGCCAAUUUUGUAAUUAAUUAUCUCUAUCGAUUUUUUUCCGCCAAAAUUAAUUUUUUUGCAGAUUUUUGAAUGUCCAAUGUAUUCUUAUGAAAGUCAACAGCAACACUGGACUUAUGAUCAACAUGUGAGUUUUUUGACUGAAAAUUUGAAAAGAGCUGAAAAUUUCGGAUUUUUUGAGACUAAAUUUGAUGGGAAAAAUCGAUUUCGAGCUGAAAACUUCGGGAAAUCUGGAAUUUUUGACUGAAAAUUUGAAAAUAGCUGAACAUUUUGGAUUUUUAAGCCUAAAAAUGUUUUUCUGAAAAUUUUCAAUGAAGCCGAAAUUUUUUUUAGAAAUUACAGAAUUCUUGGCUGAAAUUCUACAAAUUUGAAAAAGGCUGAAAAUUCCAGAUUUUUUGAGACCAAAUUUGAUGGGAAAAGUUAAUUUUGACUGAAAACUUCGGGAAAUCUGAAAAUUCUGGAAUUUUUUGAGCCUAAAAAUGGUUUUCUGAAAAUUUGGGGGAAAUCUGGAAUUUAUGACUGAAAAUUUGAAAAGAGCUGGAAUUUCCGGAAAAAAAUUCUGUAAUUUUUUGAGUUUCAAGCUGAUUUUCAGCUUUACUGAAACAUUGAAAAAAUCUGAAAGUUUUGGAUUUUGUUUUUCUAAAAAUUUUAAAUGAAGUCAAAAACAUUUAGAAAUUACAGAAUUCUUGGCUGAAAUUCUAUAAAUUUGAAAAAGGCUGAAAAUUCCAGACAUUUUGAGACCAAAUUUGAUUUGGGAAAAAUUGAUUUUGAGCUGAAAACUUCUGGAAAUCUGGAAUUUGUGACUGAAACUUUGAGAAAAGCUGAAAUUUCCGGAAAAAAUUCUGGAAUUUUCUGAGUUUCAAGCUGAUUUUCAGCUUUACUGAAACAUUGAGAAACCUGAAAAUUUUGGAUUUUUUUAGCCUAAAAAUGGUUUUCUGAAAAUUUGGGGGAAAUCUGGAAUUUAUGACUGAAAAUUUUGAAAAAGCUGAAAAUUUCGGAUUUUUUGAGCUCAGAAAUGUUUUUUUUGGAAAUUUUCAAUAAAUUGAAAAUUAAAAAAUUUGUGAAAAAAUUUUAAAAUUACAGAAUUCUUGGCUGAAAUUUUAUAAGUUUGAAUUUUUGACUGAAAAUUUGAAAAGAGCUGAAAAUUCUGCAUUUUUUUGAGCCUAAAAAUGUUUUUCUGAAAAUUUUGAAAAUUUCGAAAAAUCAAUUUUUGAAAAAAAAAUGUUUGAAAAAAAUUUGAAAACGAAAAUUCCCAAAAUCGUUCUCCAUAAUAAUUAAAAUUGAUUUUUUUAAUUGAAUGUGUUCCAUUUUUUUUUUCGAACACAAAAUUUGUCCUUGAGAGUUUUUUCGUGUUUUUUUCUCUUCAAAAAAAAUAAACGAAAUUAUCCGUUCAAGGAGAAAAAUUUUUGGCGCGAAAUUCAAAAAAAAAAAAAAAUUUCCCGCGAAUUUCAAAUCAAAAAAUCUUUUAAACAAAUAAAAAAUCAAAUAAUAAUUUGUUGUGUCUCUGGUCUCUCUCAUUUCCCCAUACUCUCUCUCUCUCCCUCUCUCGCCUCCUCUUUUUUCUCUGCACUCUCUCUAAUCUCUCGUCUUCGCCACUUUUUUUUUUUGCGACGAUUUUUCCAAAGUGUAAACUUUUCAAAAUGCGGGACGACGAGAGAGUGUGGAGAGUGUAGAGAGAAGCAGACGGCGAGAGAGUGUGGAGAGUGCAGAGAGUGGGCAGAGAAACAGGGAGACGAAAUUUUUUCUUUUUUUUCGCAUUUUUUUUGCUGUGCCCCCUUUUCGUUUUUUUUUUCGACGUCGCGUUUUUUUCCACAAUUUUUUUUUUGAAAAAAUGCACGGAUAUGGGUUUUUUGAAACAAAAUUUGAAAUUUUUUGGUCAAAAAUUUUCGAGUUUCAGAUCUCUCUGAAAUUCUGAAUUCUAGAAUUCGGGGAUUUUUUGACCUGAAAUUUGAAAUUCUUAAAAUUUCUUUGAAAAAUCAGAAUUUUGAAAAAUAUUAGCUUCUGAAAAUUGAAGAAAUUUCAAAAAUUAAUUUUACAAAAAAUUUUUUUGAUUAAUUAAAAAUUAAUAAAAAAUUAAUAUGUUAGGUCACAAAAGAUCCCUUUUCUUUAACCUGAGCAAUGCUAAUAAAUCCAGAAAAUUUUUUGAAAAAAUAAAUGUUUCGGUAGAGCGAAUUUGAUAUUUUUCCUAAAAUUUUAUUCAAAAAUUCCGAAAACAACUUUUUUUUCCGAAAAAAAACGUGUCCACGUCAUUUUCUGCUUCUUAUCAUCUCAUUUUCCAAUUUUUUCCCAAUUUUUUUCGCACUUUUUUCUUUUCUCAUCAUAAAAUUCGGCCAUUUUCCCAUAAUUUUUCCCGAUUUUUUUUCUGAUUUUUUUUUGAGAGAGAAAAUGAGAGAGAAAGAGAAAACGGCACCGAAAAUCGAUUUUUCGAUGAUUUUUUUGUGUUUGUGUGUGUUUUGUGUGGAAAUAUGAAUGACGAGUAAUUUCCGGGAAUUUUUUUUUGUUGGGGGAAAUUGGAUUUUUCAAAUUGAAAACCUUUUGAAUUUCUAUGGGAAUUCUGAAAAUCCCUAUUUUUUUUCACCCAAAAAUAUUGAUGAAAAAUAGCGAAUGCGCUCUAUUGAACUAUUGAUUUUCUCUGAAAAUUUUUGAAUUUUUCUUAUCCAGGCAUUGCUCAGAUUAGUUGAACUCUCUGAAAAUUAUGAAAACUAUAAAAUUUUGACCUCGAAAAUUCAGGAAUUUUGAUUUUCUGAAGAUUUUUGGAUUCAAAAUUUCCACAUCUUCCAAUAAUUGCUCAGGUUAAACUUUUGAAUUUUCGAAAAAUCCAGGCAUUGCUCAGAUUAGUCGAAUUCUCAGAAAAUCAUAAAAGCUACAAAGUUUUGACCUGAAAUUCCUCGAAAAUUCAGGAAUUUUGAUUUUCUGAAGAUUUUUCAAAUUCAAAAUUUGUAUAUUUUCCAAGAAUUGCUCAGGUUAAACUUCUGAAAAUUGUCUAAAAAUCAUGAAAGCCAUGAAAUUGUGAUCUGAAAUUUCCCAAAAAGUUGGAUUUUUUUUUCAAAAUUUCUGGAUUUUUCAAGCAUUGCUCAGGUUAAACUUUUGAAUUUUUGGAAAAUCCAGGCAUUGCUCAGGUUAAAAACUCUCGAAAAUUCACUAAAAUAUUUGUUCUAAUACCAAAUUUUACCAAAAAUCCAAAUUUCGCCACCAAAAUCCUCGAUUUUUGCAGCCUCCUCCCUCACAUCAUCAUCAAAUAGUCGAUUCGUCGACAACACAGCAAAUGCUGGCCACAAAUACCGGCCAAAUUCACCCACAAGAGACCAAACUACUCGCCACCAACAACAAAAUCGAGGAUUCGCCCAACGCCGCGUCUGCCGCCGGCGGCCAAAAUUCCUCGUCUUCUUGUUCGCCGGCGACGCCGCAGCAACAACACAACGAUAUGAAUCCGCAGCAAGCUAUGCAACAGGCUAUGAAUAUUCCGAGACACGGUGAGUUGUUUUUGGGGGGAUCCUUGUGAAAUUUGGAGCAAAAUGAGCCCGAAUUCGACUAAAAAUAGCAAAUGUGCUCUAUUGAACUAUUGAUUUUUCUCAAAAAUCCGGUUUCGCAUGCAUUGCUCAUAUUAAUAGGAACAUUUUUUUUUGGAAAAUAAUUAGCAUUGCUCAUGUUAAACUCCAAAAUUUCACUCAAAAAUCUGGUUUUCAAAGCAUUGCUCAUGUUAAACUCCAAAUUCCCCGAAAAAACUGUUUCCUUCGAAAUUUUCAGCAUUGCUCAUAUUAUACCAAAUGUUUUAAUGGAAAUUUUACUUAAAAAUAUGGUUUUCAAAGCAUUGCUCAUGUUAAACUCCAAAAUUUCACUCAAAAAUCAGUUUUUCAAAGCAUUGCUCAUGUUAACCCCCAAUUUUCCUUCGAAAUUUCGAGCAUUGCUCAUCUUAUACUCAUCUAGAUUUUUUCACUCGUAUUUCAUUUGAAAAAUAACACAUUUUUGCUCAAAAACUUGCCUACCCAAGCGAAAAAAAAUGUUUUUUUUCUCAUUUUUUUUCGCGAAAAAAAAAUUGGCCACGCCCAUUUUCGCCUCCCUGCUUCUUCGUUUUUUUUUCUUCGGACCUCCUCGCUCGCAAUUUUUUUUCUGCGCGAAAAAAACGAAGAAUUUUUUUUCUGCUUUGCACUUGUGACACUUCUUGUCAAGGCGAAAAACGAGAAGCUUUUGGACGUUUUUUUUCUUUUUUUUUUAUCGAUUUUUUUCUGGCCAGCCAGAAAAAAGGGAUGUUUGAAAUGAAAAAAAUUGGGAGGGCACAGAAAAAUGGGCGGAGCCUAAAAAAUCUUAAUCUUCUGAUUAGAACGAACCCCAAUUUGAUAUAGAGCAAAAUUUGGUUUAAAUGCCGCACAGAAAAAUGGGCGUGGCCUAAAUUUUGCAAGAUUUUUGAAUGCUUUUUGAUCUUCUGAACAUAAUUUGAUAUAGGGCAUGGAAAAAUGGGCGGAGCUUGUUAAGAAAACUGCAAGAUUUCGAUUUGCCGCACAGAAAAAUGGGCGGAGCCUAAAAAUCGCUGGAAUUCCCAAUUGAAAAUAGUCAUGUUUAUACUCAUUCUGAUCCUCUCUUCCCGCACAGAAAAAUGGGCGUGGCCUAAAUUUCGCAAGCUCUUCGAAUAGAACUUAUUCUUCUGAACAUAAUGAUACCUACUGUGAUAUAGGGCAUGGAAAAAUGGGCGGAGCUUAGGAAAACUGCAAUAUUUCGAUUUGCCGCACAGAAAAAUGGGCGGAGCCUAGAAGGUCUUGAUCUUCUGAUUAGAAUGAUCCCUAAUUUGAUAUAGAGCAAAUAAAAUUGGUUUCGUUGCCGCACAGAAAAAUGGGCGUGGCCUAAAUUUUGCAAGAUUUUUGAAUAGAACUUUUUCUUCUGAACAUUAUGAUACCUAAUUUGAUAGGGCAUGGAAAAAUGGGCGGAGCUUAGGAAAACUGCAAUAUUUCGAUUUGCCGCACUGAAAAAUGGGCGUGGCCUAAAAAUCCCAUUUUCUCAAUUGAAAAUAGCCAUGUUUAUACUCAUUGUGAUCCUCUCUUCCCGCACAGAAAAAUGGGCGUGGCCUAAAUAAUUUUUUUGUUUGCAGAUGAGCUAACACCAGCCGAUUUCGAUCGAGUUGUUGGAAUAAUGAACACGCACACGGCUCAAAAAUUGGAACAGCAACCGCUGGAUUUGGAAUAUAUGCACAUGAUGCAGACGCGACUCGUUGAAGCACAUCAACAACAUCAACAGCAUUUAUGUGGGUUUUGGGGGGUUUUUUGGAGCAUUGCUCAUGUUAUUUUUCUUAAAAAUCUGAUUUUUCGAUAUAUUGCUCAUGUUAAACCCGAAAUUUUUCAUAUUUUUGAUCAAAAUAACAAUGAUUUUUCAAAUUUUGUGUUUUUUAUUUCAAAAUUUUUUGAUUUUUCUCAAAAAUCUCAAUUUUCCAAGCAUUGCUCAGGUUAAACUCCUGAAUUUUCGAAAAAAAUCCCGAAAUGGCUCAGAUUAGUCGAACUCUCAGAAAAUCAUAAAAACUAUAAAAUUUUGACCUGAAAUUCCUCGAAAAUUCAGGAAUUUUGAUUUUCUGAAGAUUUUUUUAAUUUAAAAUUUGUAGAUUUUCCAAGCAUUGCUCAGGUUAAACUCCUGAAUUUUUGGAGAAUUCAGGCAUUGCUCAGACUAAUCAAACUUCUCUGAAAAUUGUCUAAAAAUCAUGAAAACUAUGAAAUUUUGAUCUAAAAUUUCUUUUUUCUGAGAUCAAUUCUUAAGAUUUUUGUAAAAUUUCUAGAUUUUCUAAGCAUUGCUCAGGUUAGUUUUUUUACGAGAAGCUUUUGGACGUUGUUUCUUCUUUUUAUCGCCAGAAAAAAGGAAUUAGCAUUGCUCAUGUUAGCGAUUUUUCCUUUAAAAAAUCUCAAUUUUCAUCACAUUGCUCAUGUUAAACUCGCAAUUUUUCUUCACAUUUCAGUUCAAGGAUUUGGACGUCCCGCUCAACUUAUUGAUCGACAUCAAUCGACAAAUCUGCCGCCGAUUGUGGGCGCAAAUUCGAGUUCGACAAGCAGCGGGCAGCAGCAGAAUGGCGGCGGGAAUUCGGGAACGGGAGGACCCGCACCCACGAGGAGAUCGAGGUAAGAGACGCAGAGUGGCUAGAGAGAGCGAGAGAGAGAGGUUAGACAACCAGAGAAAAUUGUGAUGUUAGAGACGAAUAGGAUAGAUAGUCAGAGAGCGAGUAUAGACGCUUGAGAGAGAUUAGAGAAGACAUAGACAUUAGAGAACAAGAGGAAUUGAGAGAGGCCAGACGGUUAGAGAUAGAAAAGUGGGUUAGAGACGCAGAGAAAAUAUAAAGGGUUAGAGAACAUAGAGUAAUGAGAGAUGAAAAUAGUUAGAGACUCAGAGGAUAGCUAGAGAGUAUAGACGCUUGAGAGAGAUUAGAGAAGACAGAGACAUUAGAGAACAAGAGGAAUUGUGAGAGCCUAGACGGUUAGAUAUUUAAAAAAGUGGGUUAGAGACGCAGAGAGAAUAGAAGGGUUAGAGAACAUAGAGUAAUGAGAGAUCUAGAGAUGAAGAGAGCAAAAAUAGUCAGAGACGCAGAGGAAAGCUAGAGAGUACAGGAAAUUGAGAGAUGUUAGAGAAGCAGAAAAUGAGAGAGAGAGAGGCUAGACGGUUAGAGAUAAAAAAAAGUGGGUUAGAGACGCAGAGAAACUAGAAGGGUUAGAGAACAUAGAGUAAUGAGAGAUCUAGAGAUGAAGAGAGCAAAAAUAGUCAGAGACGCAGAGGAAAGAUGGAGAGUACAGGAAAUUGAGAGAGAGAGAGUAGGAGGCUAGACGGUUAGAGAUAGAGAGGCUAGACGGUUAGAGAUAGACAAGAUUCAGACAGUGGGUUAGAGACGCAGAGAAAAAAAUUGUUUGCAGAUCUGUCAACGAUGGAAUGCUAAAAUGUCAAUUCUGUCCGAAGAAAUGGGUAAACGAGCGAAGUCUGCACGUUCACAUGACAGAAUGUCGACUUAGUCGAACUCACGAAUGUCCGCAUUGCGGAAAACGAUUCAAAGCACGCGGCGGACUACAACAACAUUCGAGAAUACACGCAAAUGACCGCGCCUAUACUUGCCAAUUUUGUCAGAAAACAUUCACGCAAAAAAGUCAUUUGGAUCAACACGAGAGAAUACAUACUGGUGAGGAUUGCUCAUGUUGAAUUUGAAAUUUUCGGGUUCAGCUGGAAAUUUGGAGCCAAAUGAUAUCUCAUUUGAUAUAGUUUUGAGGCAUUGCUCAUGUUAAUCUUUUUUUUCAAAAUUUUAAUAGAUUGCUCAUGUUAAGCAACUUGCUUUUCAAAGGAAUUUUGAGCAAAUUUCACUUUCUUGAUAGAUUUUGAGGCAUUGCUCAUAUUAAACUAUUUUUUUCGAAAAUUUAAUAGAUUGCUCAUGUUAAAAUAGGAAAUUUGACGCUGAAAAUCCAUAUUUUUAAAAAUUUUGAGAUUUUUCUAGGAUUGCUCAUGUUAACUUUGAAAUUUUCUGAUUCAGCUGGAAAUUUGGAGCCAAAUGAUACCUCAUUUCAUAUAAUUUGAGACAUUGCUCAUAUUAAUCUAUUUUUUUCAAAAUUGUAUUAGAUUGCUCAUGUUAAGUAAUCUUAUUGAUUUUAGAAAAAAUUCACCUUUUUAAUGAAUUUUGAGGCAUUGCUCAUAUUAAUCUAUUUUUUCAAAAUUUUAUUAGAUUGCUCAUGUUAAAAUAGAAAAUUAGAAGCUGGAAAUCCAUAUUUAAAUAAUUUUGAGAUUUUUCUAGGAUUGCUCAUGUUAAACUCGAAAUUUUUUCUGAUUCAACUGGAAAUUUGGAGCCAAAUGAUACCUCAUUUCAUAUAAUUUGAGACAUUGCUCAUAUUAAUCUAUUUUUUUCAAAAUUGUAUUAGAUUGCUCAUGUUAAAAAAAAAGUUCAAAUCGAAAAAAAAAAUUUAAAAAAUUUUUUGACAAAAAAUUUUCAAUGUCAAAAAACUUUAUUUUUACCACACAAAAAAUGAAAAAAAGAAAAUUUUUCAAUGAAAAAAAAAGUUUUUUUCGCCCCCUAAAUCAUUGCUCAUAUUAAUAUUUCCCCCCGAUUUUCUAGGAGCAAAACCAUUUGUUUGUCAACAUUGCGGUCGUCAAUUUCGACAAAGAUCUCAACAAAUCGGACACGAAGCCACACAUUCAUCAGGUUCAAAUCGACAUUCGCAAUCAACAUCGGCUUCCGGCUCAAACCCGGCUCAAAACGGCGCCGGCGGCGGCUCGGGCUCCUCUUCAUCCGGCGGCUCAUCGGGACAACGAAGCGAAGGCGCCACUCCGUCGCCGGUGACUGCCGCAGCGGCAGCCGCAGCCGCGAAUCAUGUCGCUGCGGCGAAUUCGAUUGCCGCCGCCGCCGCAAUGAUGCACGCUCAUCAUCAUCAUCAACAAUUGGUUGGAACUAGCGAUUUGUUGGGACAUUUGGAUGUUAGCGCCUAUUUCGCGUAGAUCAGUUCUGGUGAGUUGAUGAGGCACGGUUUUGUGGGCGUGGCUUAGGAUUUGGAGCAUUUUGAUACCAAAUAUGACGUGGAAAAUGUUUGCGGCACGGUUUUUUGGGCGUGGCUUAGGAUUUGGAGCAUUUUGAGACCGAAUAUGAUGUGGAAAUUGUUGCGGCGCGGUUUUUUGGGCGUGGCCUAGGAUUUGGAGCAUUUUGAUACCAAAUAUGAGGUGGAAAAUGAUUGCGGCGCGGUUUUGUGGGCGUGGCUUAGGAUUUGGAGCAUUUUGAUACCGAAUAUGACGUGGAAAAUGCUUGCGGCACGGUUUUGUGGGCGUGGCUUAGCAUUUGGAGCAUUUUGAUAUCAAAUAUGACGUGGAAAAUGCUUGCGGCGCGGUUUUUUGGGCGUGGCUUGAGAUUUGGAGCAUUUUGAUAUCAAAUAUGACGUGGAAAAUGCUUGCGGCACGGUUUUUUGGGCGUGGCUUGAGAUUUGGAGCAUUUUGAGACCGAAUAUGACGUGGAAAAUGAUUGCGGCGCGGUUUUGUGGGCGUGGCCUAAAAUAUUUAUAUAUUUCAGCUUCUUCUCUUCAAAUUCGUCAGCAAAGUAUUUAUUGAUUGUUUUGUUUAACCCACGGUAAGCCACGCCCACAAAACCACGCCGCAAAAUUGCAAUUUUUGCAGAUUUCUCUUCUUGCCGUGCAUCACCACACUUUUUUUCUAG
Messenger RNA from Caenorhabditis angaria, 15190 nucleotides. The record is from the annotation of a GenBank genome assembly. Lineage: Eukaryota; Metazoa; Nematoda; Chromadorea; Rhabditida; Rhabditidae.